Molecule: messenger RNA, 2148 nt
Organism: Gloeophyllum trabeum ATCC 11539
Lineage: Eukaryota; Fungi; Basidiomycota; Agaricomycetes; Gloeophyllales; Gloeophyllaceae
Exons: 17
Coding region: 1-2148 (715 amino acids)
Source: RefSeq, a predicted model, not a curated record
AUGCGCAUUCAUCCUCCAUCCUACCUCACCCUCACGUUCCUUUCAUUUCUUUCCUUCCUCUGCGCUCCGGUAUGUUCAUUGUCAUUGAAUUGGACCGCAACCCCCUUCACCCCAGACGCCGUCCCGCUCGCCGUGCGCUCACCAUACCUCAGCGCGUGGCUCGCCCAAGGCGUAGGAGCCGCGCUGAACGACGGCUGGUCGACCUUCUGGACUGGCUCGAUUGUGGGAUGGGCGGGGUACGUCCGCGUCGAUGGCACGCCGUAUACAUUCAUGGGUAUACCCGGGGGUACGACACCCGUGCCGGCUAAAGCGGUACAGAAGAGCCUGAACUGGACCGCGACGCAGACCCCGUUACCCCUACCAACCUCGUCAACCUUCCUACCUCGCGCUCACCGUCACCCGAACGACGGGAAGGAGCACGCCGUGCAAGUGUACACCGACAUCACGGGCGAGUGGCUCACGAGCAACGACAGCCUCGUCGCGAACUGGAGUACGAAUACAGGGGACAGUGGGGGCGUGUGGACGCACCAAAUACAGCUCUCCCAGCAGGAGGUGUACGCGGAGGUGAGCGACCGCGCGCAAUACACCCUCGUCCGCUCGUACUUCCUCGCCAACGGCACACUCCCCGGCGCACAAGACACGGCCUUCCGCGCGGUCUCGGACCGCUGGCCUGUACUCGCGUUCGAGCGCGACCUCGGCGUGGUGAGCGGGGCGGGCGCGGGGACGGUGGAGUUUGCUGUCGGGCAUGUCAGGGAUCCGGUGGUGGAGUAUGUAGCGGGAGCGGGGACGCAGAAUCGGAGCGUGCAUUUCUGGAGGCAGUACGAGAACGACGCGAUUUCAGAUUUUCUGACCGACCACCCAAACGCACUGACCGCUGCGCAAAAAUUCGACUCGCGGUUGCAAGCCGACGCGACCAAGGUGUCUAGCAACUAUGCCGAUAUGGCAGCGCUUUCGGUGCGCCAGGCGCUGGCGACGGCCGAGCUCACCAUCUCCAAAGGGAGCGAUGGCGCUUGGAACACGAGCGAUACUAUGAUGUUCCUCAAGGAGAUAUCGAGUUCCGGUCUCGCGAGCACCACCGACGUCAUCUUCGCCUCCUGGCCGCUCUGGUUGUACGCCAACCCGGCGCUGGGGAAGUAUCUCCUGUUGCCCGUGCUCGCCUACCAGCCGAGCGGGAUGUACCCGAAUCAGUGGAGCGUGCAUGAUUUGGGGGCGUAUCCGCAGGCGUUGGGGCAUAACAACGGGAAGGACCUGGCGAUGCCCGUGGAAGAGAAGAAAGCUCACAAGGACGUCACCUGUAGAAUGCCGCAACAUGCUCAUCAUGACUCGCCCUUGCCACCAAUGACCACUCCCUCGUUAGCACCUACGUCCGUCCCUUCUGUCCCCUUCUCCUCCUGUCCCCUACUGACUGACGAUGACACACAGUACUCCCUCCUGGACCAGUGGACGCAGUACCUCAUCGCCAACUCCCUCAUGCCGGCCAACCAGUUCAGCACGGACGUCUUCGCCGGCACGCUGGCGAACCAGACCAACCUCGCCAUCAAGGGCAUCGUAGGCAUCAAGGCGAUGAGUAUGAUUGCGAAUAUGACCGGGGAUGCCCCGCGGGCGGCGGAUUACAGCUCCGUUGCGAGUGGGUAUGCGGAGCGGUUUGGUCAGCUCGCGUACGGUGAUGGCGGCAGCUGGGGCCUCGCAUACAACAUUGGUUGUAUCAAAUGUCCCGCAUUUGUUGUAUCAAAUGCGUCCGUGUUUCUAAUGAGCUUGUCGGACCGGUACUUAUGUGCGUCCCAUCCAGAGGACUGUUGGUACGGCACCGUGGCCGGCACGUAUGGCGUCCCCCUGGACACAAGGCGCGACUGGUACGACGUGGAGUUGGGCGUGGCGCAGGCGUUCCGCGCGCGCGCGCCGGUCGGGGCGCACCUUGCGCUCCUGGUUGUCAGUUCCACCGCGAUGAAUACAAGCAGCGCGGGGUGUGCUAUUCCUAGUACCAGUUCUGUUCCAGCGUUCUCAGGAACGCAGGGGCCGAGUGCGACUGCCAGUGGUGGCGCCAUACCAAGCCAUACGAGCGCAGCGGCGCGCGUAGUUGCUCGCCAGAUCCUCCUGGUAUCAUUAAUCAUCCCGGUAUUGGCGCUAUGGUCUUGUGUGUGGGUGUAG